This is a messenger RNA of Ornithodoros turicata, 850 nucleotides long. RefSeq lists its product as uncharacterized. The coding region runs from base 237 to 599 and encodes 120 amino acids. NCBI's taxonomy places the organism in Eukaryota, Metazoa, Arthropoda, Arachnida, Ixodida, Argasidae. The transcript has 3 exons. The record is from RefSeq and is a predicted model, not a curated record.
GCUAUAUUAUCAACUUGUUGCGAUUCGCCGAUGGUGCUGGACUUUCUCCCCGUUUCUUUCUUUUCUUCUUCUUUUGCCUGACCGGUCUGUUUUGCUUCCUGAUUUCUCACUUACUCUCUUUUUUCGUGAUAGCCCUCCCCGGUGUGUAUAAAUAUACAGAAAGCGAAAGGGAGUGGUUAAUACUCUGCGCUUGUAUCGUAACUCAGUGGCAGCGCGUGUUCACAUCGUCUACAGGAAUGCUUUACGCACAGGUUACCCUCGUCUUCCUUGUCUUGUACAUCUCGUUGGACCCAGCGUGGGCUACACAUUACGGAGGCGCACUAGUGCACAGUCCCGCUGGAGCAGAAGACUACCCUCAAGCAUUCGUCAUCAGUACACUCAACCCAAGCGACAAACAUGGGCACCAACACCGUGGUUACGGACACGGUCACAGGGACUACAAUGCCGAACCCAAGUACGUCAUCCGGAAUCCGUACGGAGUUCCACUGAACCAUGGGGGCAGCGAGCCAGUGCCCUUCCACGGCGGGGACGUCGGGCCCUUGGGAAUGGUACCGGUGGGAUACUACGGGCAUGGAAGUGAACAUGGCUACGGACGCUGACAUGUGGAAGAUGCUGCGAUUUUGCGCUCCGUAAGAUGUGUUCCUGUUUGUGUUUCACGAGUCAUUGCACCAGUGGCUUGCCUCGAGGGGACACUCCUUCGUCUCGGUUGCAUCCUGCUAUUCUGGGGUGCCAUCUCAUCUCAGUCAAGAUCAUCGACAUUAUCACCAGCUGUAUAUACCUACUCCGCCGUACACUGUUGCGUGGGAUAAUAUAUCCUCGCGUACAAUAAAAUUGUUCAUUGUUGUUACGA